Camelina sativa (false flax) is the source of this 2172-nucleotide messenger RNA. NCBI's taxonomy places the organism in Eukaryota, Viridiplantae, Streptophyta, Magnoliopsida, Brassicales, Brassicaceae. The record is from RefSeq and is a predicted model, not a curated record.
AGAAGAAUGAAGAACAAGAUUGAGACAAUGAGAUCAAACAGGAUCAAAAAUCAAAAGCAAAAGAACAAAAAAAAAAAGUGACAGAGGAAUCUUGAAAAGCCCCAAAAAAUCAAUUGAUUAGAGAAUAAUUAAGUGUGAAGCAAUCUCAUCUUUAAGCUUUAUUGUCUGGUUGAAUUACUAAUUAAUCUCGAAGGAGAGCACUCUCUGUUCCGAUGAAUGGAUCUCAUCAUCAUCUAAACUCAGCGUGUCUCUCGUUUUCCCCUGUUCGAUCCUUGGAUAAAAGUGGGAACAAACAUGGGUUUCCUCUUUGGUUUGUUCAUAGGAAUCGCAGUUUCUUUCGGUUUGGUCGUCGCAUUUGCACGCUAUUCUAAACUUAGAUCCACUCGUCGAGCUGAUUUGGCCAAGACCAUUGCUGCAUUUGCAAGAAUGACAGUUCAAGAUUCGAGAAAACUUCUCCCUGGAGAAUUUUAUCCUUCUUGGGUUGUGUUUUCUCAGAGACAGAAGUUAAAUUGGCUUAAUCUUGAACUUGAAAAGAUCUGGCCUUAUGUAAAUGAGGCAGCUUCUGAGCUGAUUAAAAGCAGUGUGGAACCAGUUCUUGAACAGUAUACACCAGCUAUGUUAGCAUCUCUUAAGUUCUCUAAAUUCACUCUUGGGACUGUGGCUCCUCAGUUCACAGGAGUAUCUAUCUUAGAAAGUGAAAGUGGACCUAAUGGGAUUACAAUGGAACUUGAAAUGCAAUGGGACGGUAAUCCAAAAAUCGUGUUGGAUAUCAAAACCUUACUUGGCGUAGCUUUACCAAUUGAGGUGAAAAAUAUAGGAUUCACAGGUGUUUUCAGGUUGAUAUUCAAACCUCUUGUUGAUGAGUUCCCUUGCUUUGGUGCACUUUCUUAUUCACUGCGUGAGAAGAAAGGGCUAGAUUUUACACUUAAAGUUAUUGGUGGUGAAUUAACAUCAAUUCCAGGGAUAUCAGAUGCAAUAGAAGAAACUAUUCUGGACGCGAUUGAAGACAGUAUAACAUGGCCCGUUAGGAAAAUUAUACCUAUAUUGCCAGGAGAUUACAGUGAUCUGGAGCUGAGACCUGUUGGAAAAUUGGAUGUGAAGAUUGUGCAAGCAAAGGACUUAGCUAACAAAGACAUGAUUGGAAAAUCCGAUCCUUACGCUGUUUUAUUCAUUCGCCCGUUGCGUGACAAAACUCAAAAGACCAAAACUAUUAGUAACUCGUUGAAUCCGAUUUGGAAUGAACAUUUUGAGUUCGUUGUGGAAGAUGUAUCAACUCAACAUUUGACAGUUAGAGUCUUUGACGACGAAGGAGUUGGAUCUUCUCAGCUCAUAGGGGCUGCUCAAGUACCGUUAAGUGAGCUCGUGCCCGGGAAGGUUAAAGAUAUUUGGUUGAAAUUAGUCAAGGAUUUAGUGAUCCAAAGGGAUAAAAAAAACCGUGGUCAGGUGCAGUUGGAGCUUCUAUAUUCUCCCUUAGGAAAAGAAGGCGGAUUGAAGAACCCGUUUAACCAUGACUACUCACUGACCAUAUUAGAGAAGGUACUUAAACCGGAAAGCGAGGAUUCGGAUGCUACGGAUGUGAUCAGAAAAGCGGCGAGCUCGAAGAAAAACGAUGUGAUAGUGAGAGGAGUGUUGUCUGUGACAGUGUUGGCUGCUGAGGACUUACCAGCUGUAGAUUUAAUGGGGAAAGCAGAUCCGUUUGUGGUUAUAACAUUGAAGAAAUCUGAAGCGAAAUCCAAGACAAGGGUUGUACCGGACAGUUUGAAUCCGGUAUGGAACCAGACGUUUGAUUUUGUAGUGGAAGAUGCAUUGCAUGAUCUGUUGAUGCUUGAAGUAUGGGACCAUGACAAAUUCGGGAAAGAUAAGAUAGGGAGAGUGAUAAUGACAUUAACACGAGUGAUGUUGGAAGGAGAGUAUCAAGAGUGGUUUGAGUUAGACGGAGCUAAAUCAGGAAAGCUGUGUGUCCAUCUCAAAUGGACUCCAAGGCUUAAGCUCAGAGACGCCUCUUGAGUCCUGAUCAUUCCUCGUUCUACUCUCUCAAUUUAAGUGACACAUUCCUUUACUUAAGUUUUUUUCUUCCUUUCUCUUUUGUUUUGUAUAUGCUGAUCGUCAUCGAUGUUUGUUGUUAUUCCUUCCUUGCCAUAGAAGAAUUCUAUUUAUAGACACCUUUUUUUU